AUGGAAGCAGCGAUUGUGCCUAAUCCGAAGGAUUCAAAUGCAACCUUACUACUCAUGGGGUUGCGAAGAGGCGGCAAGUCCUCGAUAUGCAAAGUGGUCUUCCACAACAUGCAACCGUUGGACACAUUGUACCUCGAAAGCACAUCGAAGCCCACCAACGAGCAAUUUUCGUCCUUGAUCGACUUAUCAGUGAUGGAGAUCCCCGGCCAGCUAAACUACUUUGAGCCCAACUACGACUCGGAAAGAUUGUUUUCCUCGGUGGGUGCACUCGUCUACGUUAUCGAUUCCCAGGACGAGUAUUUGAACGCCUUGACUAACUUGUCGAUGAUUGUCGAUUUCGCGUAUCGGGUCAACCCCAAGAUCAACAUCGAGGUCUUGAUUCACAAAGUGGAUGGCUUGAGCGAGGACUAUCGAAUGGAUGCGCAACAGGAUAUAAUGCAGCGCACGGGAGAUGAGCUAUUGGACUUGGGGUUGGAGGGCGUCCAGGUGAAUUUCUACCUUACUUCGAUCUUUGACCAUUCCAUCUACGAGGCGUUUUCGCGGAUCGUGCAGAGAUUGGUGCCUGAGUUGCCCUCGUUGGAGAACAUGCUAGAUAACUUGGUGCAGCACUCAAAUAUCGACAAGGUUUUUUUGUUCGACGUUAAUUCCAAGAUAUACGUGGCUACGGACUCGCUGCCUGUUGAUAUCCAGACAUACGAGGUAUGCGCCGAGUUCAUUGACAUCACGAUGGACUUGGAUAAUCUAUAUCUCGACAACGACAAGAGCGAAGCGAACAACAAAUCAGCAGCAGCAGCAGCAGCAAAUAGAAGUCAAAACGCCGCGGGGGAGACGAAAGAAGUCAAGUCCAUCAGCCGUUUAUCCAAUGGAUCGAUAUUGUACUUGAAGCAAAUGAUUCGAGGAUUGGCGUUUGUAGCUCUAAUACGAAACGAAAGCGUCACUCACGACUAUGCAAACCAGGGUAAGGACCUAAAUAAAAACGACGACAUGUCUGAGAAAUCGUUAACCAUUAUUGAUUACAACGUCAACUUGUUUAAGGAGUCGCUAAUAAGGAUGUGGGAGAAUUCAAAGUUUGAACCUGUGCCAGCCACGGGGUAG
This is a messenger RNA of Lodderomyces beijingensis, 1095 nucleotides long. Lineage: Eukaryota; Fungi; Ascomycota; Pichiomycetes; Serinales; Debaryomycetaceae. The record is from the annotation of a GenBank genome assembly.